This is a messenger RNA of Pistacia vera, 1251 nucleotides long. RefSeq lists its product as uncharacterized. Bases 43 to 1251 code for a protein of 402 amino acids. The record is from RefSeq and is a predicted model, not a curated record. Lineage: Eukaryota; Viridiplantae; Streptophyta; Magnoliopsida; Sapindales; Anacardiaceae. Gene Ontology annotation, molecular function: DNA binding. The transcript has 6 exons.
CUUUGCUUCUGCAGUUCUGCUCACAAACACACAGAGAAAGAAAUGGCGUCCAAAACAAACAAGAAGGGAGUAGCUCAUUUUUUCAAACAGUUUCUUCCAAAGCAUGGCUGUGAUGGAUUUAAAAUCCCGGAUGCUUUUGUGAAGUACCUGAAUGGAUUCCCGAAGAAAGCUGUGCUUCAAAAUCGAAUGGGUAAGCGUUGGCAUGUGGAGAUAGCCUACACUGAUAGUAUGGUGUUAUUUGCAAAUGGCUGGCAGAAGUUUGUCAAAGAUAAUUCUGUAGAGCCUGCAGAGUCUUUAGUUUUUAGCUAUGAUGGUGAUCGUAUAUUCGAUGUUCUGAUUUUUGAGAAAUGUGGAUGCGAGAAGAAGGAAAAUAGUGCUAAUGUGAGCAUUGACAUGGAGGUGAAGAUGGAGGAGAAAGAAGAGGAGGAUGGCAAAGUUGUUAUUGAUGUUGAUGAUGAGUGUGGUGGUGCAAAUAAUGACAAUUAUGAAGAUUGUAUCAAAGAAGAAGAGGCAACUAACAGGAACUGUAGAGGCAAAAAGACUAGUUGGAACAAUGGAGGAUCUAAGAGAAGGGCUGCUGUUAACGCUGGAUUGCAUGAAGGAGUUGGCGCAGUCAGUCAUGAUCAACCUCAGAACCCCUACUUCAUGUCGAAAAACAAUGGGUACAUGAAGAAUCACUUGAAGAGAGGAACUCGCCCUUAUGUGAGUAACAUGAAGGUGAAGAUGGAAGAGAGAGAAGACGGCAGUGAAAAUGAUGGUGAUGGAGAUUAUAUCAAAGAAGAAGAAGACGAGGAGGAAAAGGAUACAAAAGAAGAAGAAGAAGCAACUAACCGGAAGCGUAGAGGCAAAAAGCCUGGUGGAAACAAUGGAGGAUCUAAGAGAAGGGCUGCUGUUAACGCUCGAUUGCAUGAAGGAGUUGACGUGGUCAAUCAUGUUCAACCUCAAAACCCCUACUUCAUGUCCAAGUGGUAUAAGAAGCAAUAUUUGAAUGUUCCAUCAAAAGUCUUGAAAGAUUUUAAACUUGAAUUAGCCGAAAACAUUUUCUUUCAUGAUGAACUCGACCGAAAAUGGCCUGGAAAGGUUUUCAAUUGGAUGGAUGGUCGAACAGUGAUUCAUGGGUGGGCAACUUUCUGCCGGUGGAACCAUGUGAAGAAAGAUGAUGUCUGCAUUUGUGAAUUUCUGCAAACGGAGGGGAAUGUGCAAGAUAUCAUAAAGGUGCAUAUCAUCCGCAGCUCUGGUUCAAGGAGCUGA